Molecule: messenger RNA, 9882 nt
Organism: Larimichthys crocea (large yellow croaker)
Lineage: Eukaryota; Metazoa; Chordata; Actinopteri; Sciaenidae
Gene: eppk1
Product: epiplakin 1
Exons: 2
Coding region: 3772-9030 (1752 amino acids)
Biological process (GO): hemidesmosome assembly; wound healing; intermediate filament cytoskeleton organization
Cellular component (GO): cytoskeleton; hemidesmosome; perinuclear region of cytoplasm
Molecular function (GO): cadherin binding; structural constituent of muscle; structural constituent of cytoskeleton
Source: RefSeq, a predicted model, not a curated record
UAUGAUGCCUGUAUAUGCCUGCCAGUUUUUUUUUCCUUUACACUGUCACAGAGGUGGUAAUUAAUUUAUGUUUUAGCAUUGAUGUUAUAGUUAAGGUGCUAUAACUGGAACAUGACCUUCUUAAAGACAUGUUAUGGCAGGGUUGUUUUAUUAGACUGCGUUAUAUUGCAUGGGUGUGCCUAAUUAUGUUUAAGUUAACGAAGUGUACAAUUACUGUAGGUGCUUGGAGUUGCUGCAAGUGUUUACUUAGGCACUCUUGACUGUUCUUUGGACAGGUGCAUGAAUUUGUCCAAGUUUAAAAUGUAGCCUGAACAGUGAAGCUACAGUAUGUUAACACUGCAACAGCUUCAUGCGACUAAUGUAUUUGCAUUUACGACACGAUAAGAGAACUUGUGCGGUGCAAUAAAUGUAAAGAGGGUGCCAGUCUCAAACAGCAAACUGUGCAAUUGCAGGCAGAGAUAAUGUAAUGUAGCACCACAUAACUGCUGCUGUAAGUUGUCACAGCUAUGAUGCCGUAAGUGCCACAAGAUCCACUUUGCAUCGCAUGCACUAGAAAGCAGUACACACCUUCAGUCCACAGAGAUUAUAAAUGACAGGACUAUUUUUAACCGUGCAGGCUUUUGUGAAGGAAAUGGUUGAAUGGCAGUUCACAAGCAGUGAAGCUAAUUAAGCUCAUUUUUGUGACAAAACUCCCACAGUAAGCAACAUAUGGAAAUAAUAAUGUACAGAACAGAGCCUUGUCUAUGCUCCUGAACCUUACACACCCUUUUUUUCUGUUCACUCCUACUGGGCAGGCAUGACAUCAUCUAUUACAUAAAACACAUUCUCCUCAUGUAACACUACUGGAAUUGUUCAAACUUGAAUGUCAGGUUAUUUCCUUUUGAUUUCAACCUUUUCAUAGGAUCCAAAAAAAACAAAAAGAUAAUGCCACUACUUAAUUAUAUGUAUUUCACAGUUAGAUUAACCGUAGCUGGUUUAUUUUCUGAUUUACUAGAUGGGAAAAUUUCAACACUGGAUCAUAUGACUUCUGGUACACGAAACAAAAUCCCAACUCUGCAGUUCCUCUUGUAUUGAGGAUUUUUGCAUUGCACUCAUUUUUGGAUUCACUUCCAAAACGUCUACAAUAUCAGCUCUAAACAGCAGUCAGACAAGAAGAAGAGGUUAGUGACGAGCUGGUGAACAAAGUUGGAAAGUUAAAAAAAUUCUAUGAUCUGAUUUCUUUGAAUGCUUGAAGUCCAUAUUGCAUAUUGCGAUGACAAGGCAGUGUUGUGUAAGUAUUUCCAUGCCGUUUGUUGCAACACUGGGCGUCUUGGCUGUUCCACUUAUAAAGCAUGCCAAAAUAAAUACGUAAUGUUUGUAAAACCUUUCAUGAGAGUUCAUUUCUAAUCUGAAUAGGUACAUGACGAAAAAGAAAAAAAAGAUGAUGCCAAUAUACUUCUUGGUUUAACAAAUAAUGACACUGUGAAUCAAUUUAUAUUCAUUUCAAAUUAGAAAAUCACUGGCAGGCCACUACCACCUUCAUUAGGUAGAUACAGCAGGUUAAUACACAGGUGCAAUAAAUAUAACUACACGAUAAUAAAAGUCAUAAAAUAAUCACAUCAUAAACAUACUUAUGGGAAAGAUAAACAAACUGUAUUUUGCUUGUCUUAUCUCUACAGGGACGGAGUUUCCAACCCUGCUAAAAGCCUGGGUAACGCUACUGAUUUUGGAACAGUAAGGAGCAUCCAAGGACCAAAGGUUGGCCACUGAUUCAUAAGGACACAAAAAAAUUUUAUUUAAAGAUGAAAGAGAGAUCAUAUUGUAAAACCUAUCUCAUGGGUGUCAUUCAAGUUCAGUUAUCUGACUUUAAAGGAAAGAAAAAAGCAUCUACAGAGUCGGAUAUUUCCUUUUAACAAAGUAAAAAGUACUAAAAGAAGGGUGAAUGUUGAGGAAUGUAAUGAUGAGGUUUAAAGGAUUAAGAAUGGCACAGUGUUUAUUAUAACAAUGAGCAUCUGGAUGUUCCAGUUUUGAAGUAUGCCAAAGCAAAUACCUGCCGCUCGGAAAACAUGACCUGAGAGGUGAUUUCUAAUGUAUGAUAUGAAAAGUGAGAUGAUAUGAAAAGAAAGAUAUAACCUAAAUUAGAUUGUUAGUUAGAUUGUUAUUAGAUUUAUGAAAUACGUAUGAAGAAAGAAUAUCGUCACUUGAACUAGGCGCUCAAAAAUAUUUAAAUUCUGUAAGGUAUGUCGAAUAAAGACUUACAUUUACUAGGAGGUGCUAUUAUUGUUUUUACUGAAUCAAAAAUAUGUGUUAAUAGUUGUAUUAAACUUCAUUCAUUUUAUUUAUAUAGUAACUUUCAUAUAAGAAAUGCAGCUUAAAGUGACUUAAAACUAAGAAAUCACAUGCUUCAAAAAGAGCCAUGAAAAAGGCAAAAGAUAAUGUGAAAUAAUAAAAACCACUUGAUACUAAUAGUAGUCAUGAGAUAAGGAAAAUACCAAAAAAAAAAAAAAAACCCGCUGACUAAAAAUAAAGUAAGAAUGAAGUGAAACACAACAUUUUAAAGCGGUGCAGCAGUGCAUACAUCAGCCUGCAACAGGAAAAGCAUGUGUAGUUAAAAUCUAUACUUCUUACAAGCAAGUAGUUAACAAGACGGUUUGCAUUGUAGUCCUUGCUAUUAAGAACUUUGCAUAUGAGAGGGGGACCUUAAAAUCUUCUAUUGCCUUUUAUAUCUACUAAAAAGAAAGCAAGAAAAUCUGCACUGUCAAAUUAGAAAAUACUAUUCGCAUCACGAAAACAUUUUGUUAGUUGGGUAUUUUUACUUUAAUGGUUAAAAAACAUUUGCUUUGGACAGAGCAUAUACAACGAGAGAGUUUUAUGAGUGUUGUUAUAAACUUGCUAUCUUACUAUUUAUUUGAUAACGUAUCUGGCGUGUGUGUGUGUAUCAGUUGAAUUUUAUGGCAUAGCUGUGAGGUAAAUUACAUAGGUGCAAUAAAGUAGUACAUAAGAUGUAUGAAAUAAUCCAUUGUUAAAUGAUAAACAUGUCUGUGAAGAAAUAGUUUGAUGAACGAAAUCUAUUUUGCUUGACUUAUUUCUACAGUUUCAAAGCCGCAGGGCUAAAAGCCUGGAACAGGGAGAAGACCAUCCAAGAAUCUGAGGGUGCCCAAAGAGUCAUAAGGACACUAAAAGGUUUGAUAUGAAGUUAGAAGACAGACCAUAUUGUAAAAUGCUAUGGGUGCCACUUAAAUUCAGUUCUCCAACUUUAAGGGAAAGAAGAAAAACUCUUCUUUAAGAAAGAUGACCUAAACGACUGAACGAGGAGCUGUUGAAUUUGACUGCAUUAUAAAAAUAUAGUCUACCUUUAUUUAUACAAAUCAGAAGCACCUCUGAGUAUAAUAAAACACAGUUCAACAGUACUACAACCAUGAAGUCUACAAGAUGGCCAUACAGUUGAAUCAGCACCUCUCUAAAACUGAAUGUUAUGAACUUCAUGCACUGUGUUGACGUGUGUUAGACUGAAUUAGUUGAGGAAAGUGGCACAUUAUACACUGAGAGUAUGCCCAAUUUUUGUAUUACUUUGAUAGACUAUCUGGAUCUUAACAUUAUGUGCAGCUAGUUAAAGUUAAACAUUUUCAUAAAGUACUGCAUAUAAUUUGAACAAACUAUUUUCUAAUAAGAAUCAAUGUGUAUACAAUGUGGCUGAGACAAAAAUAUCUUAAUGUUUGUUAAAGACAGUUCAUGCAAUAUUGAAACUAAUUUAAGAUAAUGUUUUUAUAUCACACAGCUUUUUAGACCAAGAUGGACUCUACUGGGGUGAAGGAAAAUGGCCACACAAAGGUCUACAAACCUGUGGCUGGAAUCUUUCUCGAAAAGACAAAGGAGAAGGUAACCAUAUACCAAGCCAUGAAAAAACGUCUUCUUAAGCCAGGAACAGCAUUAGCCCUGCUUGAAGCACAGGCAGCCACAGUGGGCAUCAUCGACCCGAUAAACAAUCAAAUACUUCCCGUAGAAGAUGCUGUUAAAGAGGGAAUAGUUGGACCAGAGAUGAAAGAGAAACUCCUCUCAGCAGAGAAAGCUGUCAAAGGCUAUGAAGACCCCUACACCAAGCAAAUAAUAUCUGUAUUCCAAGCUAUGCAAAAGGAUGUAGUCCCAAAAGAUUAUGGAUUGAGGCUGCUGGAAGCGCAGAUAGCCACACAAGGCCUGUUUGAUCCUGCUGAGAAGAAAACAAUUUCAGUUGAAUCAGCGAUCCAGAAGGGCCACUAUGAAAAGGAUUUGCUCAACAACGAGAUGUCAGAGCUCAAAGUGUUCUACAAUCCAAGCUCACAGGAAAAUCUUAACUACAAAAACCUCCUAGAGAAAUGCACUGUGGAGCCUGAAACAGGCCUGAUGCUCCUUCCUGUUUGCAUCACCUUCAAAGGUCUGCGAAGAGGUAUUUCCUCCACUGAACUCCUUCAGUCAAACAUCAUUGACAAAGAACUAUUCGAUGACCUACAGAAGGGAAAGACCACAACACAAGAUGUGAUGUUGAUGGAAACAGUGAAAGAAUACCUGGAGGGCAAAGGCAGUAUUGCAGGCGUUGCUGUACUCUCAACAAACCAGAGAAUGAGCAUUUAUCAAGCCAUGAAGCAAGGCAUACUGAUGCCUGGAACAGCACUAGUUCUUCUGGAGGCACAAGCUGCAACUGGAUUCAUGAUAGAUCCUGUGGAAAACAAAAAGUUCACUGUGGAUGAGGCCAUCAAAAACCAACUUUUUGGGCCAGAAUAUCAUGCAAAACUGCGUUCUGCUGAGCGGGCGGUAACUGGAUACAAAGAUCCAUACACAGGUGAAACUAUAUCCCUCUUUCAAGCACUGUCAAAAGACCUCAUUGUUAAGGAACAUGGGAUUCGCCUGCUUGAGGCACAAAUUGCCACAGGUGGAAUAAUAGACCCAAUCAACAGUCACAGACUUCCCACAGAAGUAGCCUUCAAGAGAGGUUAUUUUAAUGAAGAAAUGAACAAAAUACUAGAAGAUUCAGGGGAUGAUACCAAAGGGUUUUUCGAUCCAAACACAGAAGCCAACCUAACUUAUCUUCAGCUGAUGGAAAGGUGCGUUAUUGAUCCCAUCACUGGACUCUGCCUCCUUCCUCUCACUGAAAAGUCAGGCAAGCUGAAUUUCAACUUCAUUGACUACCAAACUAAAAUGUCCUUCAAAGAAGAGAAGGUGAACGUGACAUGUGGAAAGUACAUGGGAAUGACAGUGUCUCUGUGGGAACUCCUGAUGUCAGAAUACUUUGAUGAACAUCAGAGGAGGGACAUCAUUCAAAAAUUCAGAGAAGGGAAAACCAAUAUCAAGAUAAUCAUCACAACAGUUCUGGAAGUCAUAGAAAAGUCUGUGAAAACAACUAAAGUUGUUUUUGAAGGCAUCAGAGACACUGUCACAGCCAAACAGCUUGUGGAGGCAGAUAUCAUUACCAAGGAGGUCAUGGAAGAUCUACAAAAGGGAAAAAUAACAGCGAAGGAUGUGAUUGAAGAUGAAAAUGUAAAUGUGUACCUACAGGGGAAAGAAAGCAUUGCGGGUAUUCUGCUUCCUAAUUCUCAAAUCAUGACCAUCUACCAGGCUAGACAAAAAGGAAAGCUGAUGCCAGGAACUGCUCUGAUUCUAUUGGAAGCACAGGCAGCAACAGGGUUCAUAAUUGACCCUAUUUGCAACAGGAAGUUUUCAGUGGAUGAUGCUGUCAAAGCAAAGAUUGUGGGGCCUGAUGUCUGUCAAAAGCUGCGCUCAGCAGAGAAAGCGGUCACUGGGUACAAAGAUCCAUAUGAUGGCAAAAUAAUCUCCCUGUUCCAAGCAAUGCAAAAAGAUCUCAUCCUAAAAGAUCAUGGAAUUCGACUCCUGGAAGCACAAAUUGCUACUGGUGGGAUCAUUGAUCCAGUGAACAGCCAUCGCAUUCCUGUCCAUGUGGCCUACCAGAGGGGAUACUUUAAUGAGGAAAUGAAUACGAUUCUGGAUGAUCCAAGUGAUGACACCAAAGGAUUCUUUGACCCCAACAACCACGAGAACCUGACUUACUUGCAGCUCAUGGCCAGAUGCGUUACUGAUCCGAGUACAGGUCUGUGCCUGUUGCCACUCAAAGGCAAAGGUCACAAAAUUAACAUAAAUGAUAAUACGUGGGAAAAAUUCAAAACAACAACAGUUACUGUUAAGUAUGGAAGGUUCAAGGGCAAGCACACAACUCUGUGGGAUAUCUUUAAUUCAGAGUAUCUGUCUGAGGAAAAAAGACAGGAGUUUUUCAAGCUCUUCAAGUCAAGGAAGAUCACAAUUGAGCAACUCAUUGUCACCAUUUUGGAGAUCAUUGAGAGCAAGGAGAUAAAACAGCAAGCAGGGCUGAACUUCAAAGGUCUCAGAGGAGAAAUCUCUGUUGUUGAUCUUUUGGAGCUUCAAAUUGUGGAUAAAAAUACAUACAACAAUUUGAUCAAUGGAAAUAUGACAAGCACUGACGUGAUGAAAAUGGACAGUGUACAUGCCUACCUACAAGGGCAAAGUUGUGUUGCUGGAGUGAUUCUGCAACCCUCCAAUCAGAAGCUAAGCAUCUAUGAAGCACAAAGUAAUGGCAUUCUCACACGUGGCACUGCCCUUUGCCUCCUUGAAGCACAAGCAGCCACAGGAUUCAUUGUCGAUCCCCUAAAAAACAAAAAACUCACAGUGGAACAAGCUCUCAAAGAAAAGGUAAUUCCUCCACAGGUGUAUGAAAAGCUUUUGUCUGCAGAGAGGGCUGUCACUGGUUACACAGAUCCAUACACUGGUCACAAGAUCUCACUCUUCCAAGCCUUGAAAAAGGAUCUCAUCGUCAAACAGCAUGGCAUCCGUUUACUUGAAGCCCAGAUUGCCACAGGUGGUAUCAUUGAUCCUUUGAAAUGCCUUCACUUACCCCUUGAGGUUGCAUACAGGAAAGGAUAUUUUGAUGCAGAACUUAAUCAAAUCCUAUCAGACUCAACUGAUGACACAAAGGGCUUUUUUGACCCAAAGACACAAGAGAAUCUCACCUACAUGGAAAUGUUGGGUAGAUGUGUCAAGGACAAGGAAACAGGACUUCUUCUCCUGCCACUGAAUGCCUCACCAAAAGCUACAGGAACAAAGGCAAAAAUGUAUACUGACACAGAGAUAAAGCAAGAGUUUGAAAAGACAUCUGUGAGCAUAUCAGUGGGACGCUACUCAGGGAAAUCAGUUUCUCUGUGGGACUUGAUUCACUCUAGGUACUUCACUGAGGACCAACAGCUUGAAUUCACCGAAAAAUACAGAUCAAGGACAGUUAGCAUAGAAACCAUAAUCACAUUAGUGAUUUCCACCAUUGAAAAACUGGAGAAGAGUGAAACUCCCAAAAUGACAAUGGGCCUGCGAAAGCCCGUCUCUGCACAACAACUAUUGGAUUCUGAUAUCAUUGAUGGAGAUGCAUUCAAACAGGUGAAAGAAGGGAAAGUGGCUUUUGAAGCAGUAACCCAACAUGAACCUGUGAGAGGAUACCUGAAGGGAACCGGAAGCAUCGCUGGAAUUAAACAUUAUCCGUCCCAGAAAGUAAUGAGCAUCUACGAAGCAAAAAAACAAGAUCGGCUGACACCUGGCAUUGCACUUGAACUACUUGAAGCACAGGCUGCAACAGGAUGGAUUAUCGAUCCUGUCAAAAACAAGUUCUAUACUGUUGAUGAGGCAGCAAGAGAGAAAAUAAUUGGACCAGAUGUACAUGAGCAACUUCUAACAGCUGAACGAGCUGUUACAGGCUAUAAAGAUCCAUACACAGAUAUUACAAUUUCACUAUUUGAAGCCAUGAAUGAACAGCUGAUUCAAAGAAGUGAUGGCAUUCGUCUUCUUGAGGUACAGAUGGCAACUGGAGGAAUAAUUGACCCAAAUCAAAGUCACAGACUGCCUGUUCAUGUUGCUAUCAAAAGGGGCUGUCUGGAUGGUGAAAUCAGCAAAAUCCUGUCAAACCCCACUGAUGAUGUGAAGGGAUUCUUUGACCCAAAUACCAAAGAAAACCUCUCUUACCUUGAGCUCAUAAAGCGAUGUGAGAAAGAUCCAGACACUGGGCUACUUCUUCUACCCCUGCAUGAAGAGGAAUCCCAUGAAUUUCACACAAAUGAGGAAAUAGAGCUUGCCUUCAAAAACAAAACUAUUGCCAUGGAUGCAGGGAAAUUUAAAAACAAGAAGGUGACCUUGUGGGAAGUAUUGGUCUCUGAAUACAUUUCAGAACAAAAAAGGGCGCAGCUCAUACAACAAUACAAGACAAAAGCCAUGAAAAUAGAGGAGAUAGUUGAAAUCCUCACUGUGAUCAUUACGGAGGUAUCAUCCAAAGAAAGAAAGUUCAAGGGACUGAGAAAGCAGGUCUCAGCCAGUGAGUUGUAUGAGUCAAAGAUUAUUUCAAAGGAGCUUUUUCAACAGAUCAUACAAGGGAAAGUAACUGAAGAGAAAGUUGACAAAAUGGAAUCAAUUCAAAAGUACCUUGGAGCUACAAACUGUAUAGCAGGUGUCAGAGUUGAAUCUACAAAGAAAGUUAUGAGCAUCUACGAAGCCAAGAGCAAAGGCCUUCUGACCCCUGGUACGUCUCUGAUUCUGCUGGAGGCCCAAGCUGCCACUGGUUUUGUCAUUGACCCAGUCAAAAAUAAGAAACUUUCUGUUGAGGAAGCUGUAACUCAAAGAGUAGUUGGCAGUGAGUGGAAAAACAAACUACUUUCAGCAGAACGAGCAGUUACUGGGUACAAAGAUCCCUACACUGGAAACAUGAUUUCCUUGUUCCAGGCCUUGAAAAAGGAUCUCAUUGUCAAAGAUCAUGGAAUUCGUCUUCUUGAAGCACAAAUUGCCACAGGAGGCAUCAUUGACCCAGUGUACAGUCACAGAGUACCUGUACAGGUAGCAUAUGAAAGAGGCUACUUUGAUGAGGAAAUGAACCAGAUUCUGUCUGACCCUGAUGAUGACACCAAGGGCUUCUUUGAUCCCAACACUCAAGAGAACCUCACCUAUCUCCAGCUCAUUGAGAGGUGCAUUACAGAUCCCAUUACAGGUCUUAGCCUACUCCCCUUGCACGGGUGAAGGCAGAAAACUUUUUCUCAAGCAACCUUAGUUGUAUUGCCAAGUUUUUACUGUGUAUGUUUAUUUUUUACAUUAACACAAACUUCCAGUUAAUAUAGUUUUUCCUCUUAGUAAUACAGAAAUCUUACUAAAUGUUUUAAAAAAUGCAUUUAAGGUUGUCCUUAAAGAAAUAUGGAAAAAAAUACAGUUCUACCACGGCACUGACAAACCAAAUUUGAAUUCAGCCAUUACUGAAAUCCUAAAAUGAAUCCAACCUGGGGUAAUUAAGAAUGAAUGCACUGAAAGCCUCUCAUAUAUUUUCAGAAAUCUUUAGUCUAUAAUCUAAUGAUGACAAAAGAUUCUAUGCAUAUAGAUUCUAAUAGCGUUAGUUACCUGUGUUAGAUAUAUCAAAUGUCUGCUGUGAAAAAAAGUCUACUGGUUCUAUACGAGUUUACAUUUAAAAGUACAUAUCUGUUGGCUCUGUCUUUUUCUUGUUGUAAAUCUCUUUAUUAUGACUUAAUUCUGGUCUUCUUUGAAAACACACAAGACGGUUCCAAACAUAUUAAAUUGGGUGAUUUCUCUGUUUUUAUAUUGUUUUGUGGGAAUCAAUUGCUUUAAUUGUUUUUACCAGAUAUAACUUGCCUUUCGCAGAAAGUAGAUUCAGUUUUGUUUUACAUAUAAUGCUUUUUAGCUUUUCUUACUAAAUUUACCUAAGUAAGUCAAAUAUGAGUAAAGAGAAUAUAGUUUUGCUUGGUCUGCUUUGACCUCACUUGGAAGCCAGCUAGACGUAUUGUUUUUUUGUACUACUGUAAAACAUUUCUUGCUCAAAGAGCUUCAUUGUGUUGCUCAAUAAAUAAAUAAGCAAGGAAUAAA